Molecule: messenger RNA, 1053 nt
Organism: Carassius auratus (goldfish)
Lineage: Eukaryota; Metazoa; Chordata; Actinopteri; Cypriniformes; Cyprinidae
Product: fibroblast growth factor-binding protein 2-like
Exons: 2
Coding region: 2-880 (292 amino acids)
Biological process (GO): cell-cell signaling
Molecular function (GO): growth factor binding
Source: RefSeq, a predicted model, not a curated record
GAUGUGUGCAGUCUGCUCUGCUCAAAGACCCCUUUGUGGGACUUGUAUUUAUAAAGCCAGCCUGCGCCUUCAACACCUUCUGCUCAGUCUCUUCUACACCUCCAUCAUGAGAGCCGAAUGCAGUGCCACUGUCCUUCUGCUCUGUUUCAUUUGGGCCAUCAAUGCUCAGGCUCAGAACAGCAGUAUCCAGGCGAUCAGCAUCAACCACAUCGAAAGCACCCAAAACAGUCGACAGCAGCAGCAGCCGAAAGGAAGCAUCUGGGAUGAGCCCAUUCGUUUCAACAGUAAAGCAAAAGAUAGCUGCGUCAUGGUGAUCUCCAGCCAGACCAACUUCACCAAGCUGCGUGUCUCCUGCAAGAGCAAGGGGAAGUCAUACUGGUGCGAUUUCCUGGGCAAACCUAACCUCUGCAGAGCGUACAACAGCAACCCUCGACACUACUUCACUCAGAUCAUGUGGGACAUGAGGAAGCUGCCGAACGCCUGCCAGGGACCACAGGUUUACAAGCCACACAUGUGCCGCUCUGCUUCGGAUGAGAUCCAAAUGGCGUUUCAUGCCUCUUGGCCCAAAAUCUCCAUCCCCAAACUCACCCAAGCUUCUCAGAACCAGCAAAAGCAACAGCAGCAGGUCAAGUCCAGCAUCACGCCUACCAAACCACCCGGGCAAAAACAGCAGCCUAAACCCCAACAACCAGCCAAACCAGCCUCCAAACCAGCCAAGCCUGCCGUUUCCAAGCCUGUUUCACCACGUAAACCUGUAAAGAGCAUCACAGCGAGACCCACCGUGGCGGAGGAGAGUCAAGCAACCAAGAUGGCAGAGGAAUACUGCUGGAAGAGUCUCCAGGGCGUCUGCACAUACUUCAUUAACUGGUUCCAGAAUUAAUUCAUCAAAACCUCUGGUUAACAGUGUCAGAGACUUUCAGAUUGUCUGACAACCGGCCAAGUGUUUCCUCCAGAGACCAGGGCUCUCUCUUAUCCUCUGUGUGUGUGUGUGUGUGUGUGCGCGGAAAUGUGGUUAUGACUGGUUUUGUGUGAUUUUCCAUGCAAGUAAAUGUA